This is a messenger RNA of Trametes versicolor FP-101664 SS1, 1301 nucleotides long. Its product is annotated as SGNH hydrolase. The record is from RefSeq and is a predicted model, not a curated record. Lineage: Eukaryota; Fungi; Basidiomycota; Agaricomycetes; Polyporales; Polyporaceae. The transcript is spliced from 5 exons. The coding region runs from base 37 to 825 and encodes 262 amino acids.
CUUACUGCAAGCCUAUUGUAACUUACAUCAACAAACAUGACGGCCUACGUACAAGACGCGAUCGUGCUGCUAGGCGACUCCAUUACCCAGUUUGCUGCCAGCCCAGAUGGGCUUGCUACCAAGCUCACAGAGGCUUACUCGCGCAAGAUGGACGUGAUCAACCGUGGUCUCAGCGGGUACAACACCGACUGGAUCACCCCCGUCUUCGAGCAGUGCUUCCCAACGCAGCACGAAGCGCAGCACGCCGCGAAGACGCGCCUGCUCGUGAUCUGGCUUGGGGCGAACGACGCUGCGCUCCCGCACAGCGUGCAGCACGUCCCGCUCGCGCGCUACGAAGCGAACCUCGCCGCGCUCGUGCGCGCCGUGCGCUCCCCCGAGUCCCCGCGGUACUCCCCAGACACGCGCGUCGUGCUGCUCACGCCGCCCCCGGUGCAGCCCGCGCGCUGGGCGGCGGCGCUCGCGGGGUUCACGGGGAGCGCGGUGCAGGCCCCGGAUCGGAGCUUGGAGGAGAGCAGGCGGUAUGCGGAGGGCGUGAGGGCGGUCGCGGGAAGGGAGGGCGUCGCGGUCGCGGAUGUGUGGGGGAAGAUAUGGGAGGCGGCGGGUGGGGAUGAGGAGAGGGUGGGCGAGUUUUUGGUGGAUGGGCUGCAUCUGAACGGGAAGGGGUAUCAGGUUGCGUAUGACGCGUUGAUUGCGGCGAUCGAGGAGAAGUACCCCGAAUAUCACUAUGACCGUCUGCGAAUGGUCUUCCCGGAAUGGUCCGUCAUUGCUGAGAAUGUGGAGAACUAUCGCGAGCUGGCGAAGAAGAGGAGUGCGUUCGGCAACUAAGCACCCUUGGGUCAAAUGGGCAGACAAGGCAUGUAUGGGUGAUUAUGUCACAAUCAUGGAUGCAUUAGGGACCAACACAACGUGUAAUCUGUACCGGUGAAUCAGCGUUUGGUGUAAAACAAUAGCGAGAGCAGUUCGAGGGUGCGACAGAGGGAACGGACCUAGAUAACUAUUAUGGUCAUAUCUGAGGAUGCGGUAUAAGCAAGGGAGGACCAAACACAACACUUCCUGUAUACAGUCAGGAAAGGAGACGCCUCUACGAGAACAUGGGAUACGUGUGAUAUAGGUGACAAUACUGGCACGGAACCGGGGAGACGUCAAAUAUCAGUCAAAGUGCAUAUAAUGGCCCUUGACGCGCAUCCGGCACUGUUCACAGUCCGCGCGAGGGCCCAUGGUGAAGCGCUGCCGUUUCGUCGUUGCAGAAGUUGGUGUCUGCUGCGACUGGGCAUUAAAGCCUGCGUGUGGGGAUGAGGUAG